Messenger RNA from Olea europaea var. sylvestris, 2747 nucleotides. RefSeq names its product two-component response regulator-like APRR1. Bases 522 to 2177 code for a protein of 551 amino acids. Gene Ontology annotation, biological process: phosphorelay signal transduction system; cytokinin-activated signaling pathway. The record is from RefSeq and is a predicted model, not a curated record. The transcript has 7 exons. Lineage: Eukaryota; Viridiplantae; Streptophyta; Magnoliopsida; Lamiales; Oleaceae. Gene Ontology annotation, molecular function: protein binding.
GUAUUAUUAAUUUAAUCGAAAAGCUGGAAAAAAAUUACACCAUAGGUAGAAGCAGAAGUCCUCCCUCUCUCUCUUUAGAUAGAUACUGAUACAAAUGACCGUUUUACUGUAUAUACAUACAAAUAGACUUACGCCGGAUCGGGGUUUGGAAUUUUUUUGAAGCGGCGGUGUUGUGUAAGUUUGCAGUUUAGGCUAAGUGGUUGCGGAAAUUGACUACUAGCUUGCCGUUUAUUGAUAGAAAAUCAUUGUCCCCGUCGAUAAUUUACGUCGUCUAGGUAGCCCACAGUCAAACCUACCCGCCUUCUAGUGUUUUUCUUUACAGGAAGUGAGAAUCUAAUUUGAUUAGGGGAUUUUGUAACGAAUCAUGAUCUGUAAAAUGGGAAUUUUUGGGGGAACUGUAAUUUAAGACCUAAGUAUGUUAGUUGAAAUUGAGGGUUUCAUUUCUAUUGCACUUUUUGGGACCAAAAAGUGGAGUUUUUCUAGUAUUUUUGUUUAAUUUUUUUUACCAGUAUAGAUUGGUGAUGGAGAAGAGUGAGAUAGGGAAGAACGGGGAUGGAUUUAUUGAUAGGAGUAAAGUGAGGAUUUUGGUUUGCGAUAACGAUACGAAGAGUUCCAAGGAGGUUCUUAUGCUUCUCUGUAAAUGUUCUUAUCAAGUGACUUCAGUGAGGUCUCCAAGACAAGUGAUUGAUGCACUAAACGCUGAGGGGCCUGACAUAGAUAUCAUUCUUUCUGAAGUUGACCUUCCUAUGUCCAAAGGACUGAAGAUGUUGAAACACAUCACGAGGGACAAAGACUUGCAACGCAUUCCAGUGAUCAUGAUGUCAGCUCAAGAUGAGGUCUCGAUUGUUGUCAAGUGUCUGAAAUUUGGAGCAGCUGACUAUCUUGUCAAGCCAUUACGAACCAACGAGUUAUUAAAUUUGUGGACUCAUAUGUGGAGAAGAAGGCGAAUGCUUGGACUGGCAGAGAAGAACAUUGUGAAUUAUGAUUUUGAUAUGGUUGUAUCGGAUCCUAGUGAUGCUAAUACCAAUAGCACUACUUUGUUCUCCGAUGACACGGAUGACAAGUCUCGAAAGAGUAUCCAUCCGGAGGCUUGUGUUUCGACUCAUCAGGAAGAUGAGAGUAAUGCUACUGCUGCUGCUGCGACUCCAACUGGGGCCUCUACAGAGUGUCAGCCUGAUGUCCCAGGAAUUAGUGACAGGCAGACAGGGAAAAUUUCACCAUUUCAAAAGAAGAGUGAGUUAAAGAUAGGUGAGUCUUCGGCCUUUUUCACGUACAUCAAAUCAAGCAUGCCCAGAAGCAACAACCAGGGUGAUGCCUCUGUUCGUGAAAAUGUGCCUCAGAACUUGAGGAUCAAAGAGAAGCUCACUACAAUGAAUGGGCAAGUGGGUGCUGAUAUCCAAGGACAUGACAACAGAGAUUCUGUGGAAAAUCAUUCUCAAGGAGAUGAUAAUCCAAGCAGUAAUAGUAUCCCUGAUUCCUUGUCUAUGGAGAGAUCUUGUACCCCUCCCAUAUCGCUGGAAACCUCUCAACCAAGGAACUCAAAUGAGGAGUUUUCUCAGAUGCAUAUGCAUCCAAGAAAUGAAUCUCCCAAUGAUGGUGUAGGUUUCCAUGCAAAUCCUGCCUAUUCUUAUUAUAUGUCAGGAGUAAUGAAUCAAUUUAUGAUGUCAUCAGCGGCUGUGUAUCAAAAGAACCCACAGCCACAAGAUCUGCGCUACCACACCAAUUCUGCCAUAUUACCUCAAUACAAUCAUAAUCCACACUAUGCUCAUCAUGUCCCUGGAAUGGCAUCAUAUCCUUACUACCCUGUUGGUAUAUGCUUACCCACUGGCCAGAUGCCUACAUCAACGCAUGCAUGGUCAUCACAGGGAAGUGCCUCCGCUAAUGAAGGAAAGUUGAGCAACAUUGAUCGUAGAGAGGCCGCUUUAAUGAAAUUCAAGCAGAAGCGGAAGGAAAGAUGUUUUGACAAGAGGAUCAGGUAUGUCAACCGUAAACGACUUGCGGAACGUAGACCUCGUGUGAAGGGACAGUUUGUUCGGAAGGUAAAUGGUGUUAAUGUAGAUCUUAAUGGGCUACCGGCAUCAGCAGAAGAUGAUGAUGAAGAAGAGGAAGACUGUGAGGAGGACCAAACAGCUAAUAUGGAUUCUUCGCCAGAGGGGGAUGCUUCAAUAUGUCACUAAUAAACUUCAUUUAUAGAAGUCUAUAUAUUUAUGUGGUUGUGUGAUGUUGGUUAAUAUUCCAUACAAGGCAGUGGACUCCUUCGAGUUUGUAGCCAAGUGCUUAUCCUUUAUCCACUAGAUUGGCGACUUGUAUGUAGAAGAGUGCAAUCUCUUAUAUUAAACCGAAUCUACUCACUUGUUCGCAUUGGCUGAGAGGGUUUGAACUUGUAGAGCCACUCUUAAGAGAUUCUCACCAGGGCCUGGCACCAGACUCCUUUCAUGAUCUUUUCAGUCUGGCCGAAGUGUUUUCCUUGAAUAUUGGACUUUCUGCGACCUCUCAUUAGAGGAAAAGGUAAAGUUAAUGUGUUGUCGUUGUUUAAAAACAGACCAUUGUGACCGUUUAUAAAAAAAUUUAAUGUUAACAUAUGGCUCUGGAUAUGACCUGGCUGCUGCUUGUGAUUUGGUGCAUCAUAAGGUCGCAUCUGAACUGUAGGAAAAUUUUGCUUUGAAUACUUUGUUGCCUCGUUAACUGCUACUCUUUUGGAUAAAAGUUCACACUAUUGGCAUACUUGUGCAUGAUCAGUUUUGAUA